UGUUAUAAAAAUAAGGAAAAGAAAAUGUCUUAGAUCAGCUCAUAGCCAUUUGUCACAUGCACAUGUCUAAUCUUAGAAACUCCAAAGAAGCCUCUCUUUCACUUUCUUUGUAAUAUGCAUAUUAAAUUGUCAAAUUCAAUUCUCUUUGCUAUGAACUUAUCCUCCUUUAUCAGCUUGUUACUAUGUAAUUUGACCCAUCUCCAUAAUCCCAAUAUUCUCCUAGAUACUGUUUUGAAAUUCCAGAUUCCAAUGACCCAAGUUCCAUUUCAGACACCCUUUCCUCAGAGGAGGAGAAGGAAGACAAGAUACUAAACUUUCCAACUUCUAAACUGAAACAUUAAUGUUUCAUAUGUUUAAUUUUAGUGUCAUCUACAUGGCUAAACCAAUGUUACAACACCAGAAACUACUCUCCUCCAUUGUCACUCUUCUUUUCACUGUUAUCACCACCCCAUAUUUUGUUGCUCCACAAACUUUUGAUGAUAGUUGCAUCCUUGAUCUUCAUUUUCCUCCAUCUAUGGAUGAUUCGUAUUGCGAACCGGGUAACUGGGGUGGAUUUAUCAACCAUGAUUGUUGUAGAGAAGCUUUCGAUGAAUACCUCUAUGCAUUGGGGAAGAGAGCUAAUAUCAGUGGCCAAAUAUACUUAAAUUCUGCAGAACAAAGUGCCUGCUUAAUUCCAAUGAGGCAUGCUUACAAUGAUGUUGGAGAUUGUGGUUUUGAGAAGCUAACUGGUGGAGAUGGUGGCUGCUCCAGCUAUACAAAGGCAGAUGUUGAAACUAAGCUUGGAGACAGACUGAACAGAUUAGAUGAAGACUGUAAGAACAUAAAUUCAGAUGACAAACAAGACCAGAAUUGCAGAGAAUGUUUGAGAAGGUGGGAAGAGAUUAAUGGAUCAUCAAACAAAAGUGACUUGAAUUCUGAAGCCAGCAUGUGUAGAUUUGCAGUUUUGAUAACAUUAACCAGCAAUCUGAUUGAUGAUAAGAAAGGGAUCCAGGCAAUUUAUAAUUGCCUUGGAGUGCAGAAUCUUUCUUCUUUUCUUCCAGGAAACGGACAAGCAGGCAAUUCUGAAGAUGGUGACACCAGGCAAAAAACAGGUAGAUUGAUUUUAAUCACUGGGCUAGUGGGACUUGGGGCAAUAAUAUUCAUUGCAGUAUCAAUAUGGAUCCUUUACAGGAAAAGGACUAAAGAAAACCUGCCAACUACACAGAAUGGAUCAUAUGAUUCAUUCUCUGAGGAUUCCAACAAUCUCAAGAUAUCACCCAAGGAAAUUUAUUUAGCAACAAACAACCUUAAUGAAGCAAACUUCAUAGGCCAAGGCAUAGCCGGAAAGGUGUACAAGGGGAUGCUGCCUAAUGGGCAGCAUGUCGCGGUUAAGCACAUAAUCAAUGAUGGACAAAUGGAUACAUUUGUCCGAGAAGUUACAAGCCUGUCCCAUAUCAGACACCCAAACCUUGUAGCCUUGCUCGGCUUCUGCGAGCACGAAGAUGAAUAUUUCCUAGUUUAUGAGCUCUGCAACAAUGGUAACCUAUCAGAAUGGCUAUAUGGCAAGUAUAGAGUUCUCUCAUGGAUUCAGAGACUUGAGAUUGCAAUUGACAGUGCUAAGGGGCUCUGGUUUCUCCACACUUAUCCAGAAGGCUGCAUCGUUCACCGCGAUAUCAAGCCAACCAACAUUCUCAUAAAUGCUGAAUUUCAAGCAAAGCUCUCAGACUUUGGAUUAUCAAAAGUUAUUGAUGUAGGUCAAUCUCAUGUGAGCUCAGAAGUGAGAGGCACAUUUGGUUAUGUUGAUCCUGAAUAUCGGCAAAAUCACCGUGUAAAUGCAAAGGGUGAUGUCUACAGUUUUGGGAUUGUGCUGCUGCAGCUAAUCUCAGGGCAGAGAGUGAUCAAUCUGAAUUUGAGUAGACCAAUGCAGCUAAACAAAAUGGCAAAAUUUCUCUCAAGAGGUGGUAAUAUAACAGAGUUUGCUGAUCCAAAACUUAAUGGAGAGUACUCAGUUGAAGCUUUUGACCUGGUUCUCAAGCUGGCCUUGUCAUGUACUGGGAUGAAGCUGGAAAGGCCAUCAAUGGAGAAAGUGGUACAUAUACUAGAGAAUGCACUUGAAAUUUCCAUGAAAAUGAAGUCAAUCACUUAUGAUUAAGAAAAAAGGAAGAAAGCACAUCCUUGGUUUUAUUGCAUCCUCUGAUGAAUGAUUUUUAAGAAUGUAAUGCAGGACUAUCGUUAUAAUGUGGAAAAAGAAUUACAACACGAUGAUUUCUUUGUACAAAGCUUCAUUAAAAAAUUGUAUUAAUUAUAUAAAUAGCACAAUUAACUCAAUAAUGUGAACUGAGACUAGAGAAUGCACUUGAUAUAUAUGUGAAAAAUGAAGUUGAUCACAGAUAGUAUGGGAACUAUGAACU
Molecule: messenger RNA, 2390 nt
Organism: Manihot esculenta (cassava)
Lineage: Eukaryota; Viridiplantae; Streptophyta; Magnoliopsida; Malpighiales; Euphorbiaceae
Product: probable receptor-like protein kinase At2g23200
Exons: 8
Coding region: 341-2131 (596 amino acids)
Biological process (GO): protein phosphorylation
Molecular function (GO): ATP binding; protein kinase activity
Source: RefSeq, a predicted model, not a curated record